Messenger RNA from Vitis riparia (riverbank grape), 1542 nucleotides. RefSeq names its product 26S proteasome regulatory subunit 6B homolog. Bases 58 to 1314 code for a protein of 418 amino acids. Lineage: Eukaryota; Viridiplantae; Streptophyta; Magnoliopsida; Vitales; Vitaceae. The record is from RefSeq and is a predicted model, not a curated record. The transcript is spliced from 6 exons. Gene Ontology annotation, biological process: proteasome-mediated ubiquitin-dependent protein catabolic process. Gene Ontology annotation, molecular function: proteasome-activating activity; ATP binding; ATP hydrolysis activity. Gene Ontology annotation, cellular component: proteasome regulatory particle, base subcomplex.
UUUUCAUAUGCCGUUUUGAAGGAAACAAAGAAAAGGAGAGAGCAAAGAAACCGAAAGAUGGCUAUGGUUCUGGAACCAAAACCCUCGUCCGAGCCACCACCGUCGUUCCCCUCUACAAGAUCUGACAUCCAAGGCUUCUCCGAUCAGUCUUCUUCCUUCUCCGACGAGGAUGAUCUCUACGGCCGCCUUAAAUCCCUCCAGCGUCAGCUCGAGUUCAUCGAUAUCCAGGAAGAAUACGUUAAGGAUGAGCAGAAGAAUCUCAAGCGGGAGCUCCUUCGAGCCCAGGAGGAGGUCAAGAGGAUUCAGUCCGUGCCCCUCGUCAUCGGCCAGUUCAUGGAGAUGGUCGAUCAGAAUAAUGGUAUUGUGGGAUCCACUACUGGUUCUAAUUACUAUGUCAGGAUUCUCAGCACGAUUAAUCGGGAGCUUUUGAAGCCCUCCGCUUCUGUUGCUCUCCACCGCCAUUCCAAUGCUCUCGUUGAUGUCUUGCCGCCGGAGGCCGACUCUAGCAUCUCGCUUCUCAGCCAGUCCGAAAAGCCGGAUGUUACCUAUAACGAUAUUGGAGGAUGUGAUAUUCAGAAGCAGGAAAUCCGUGAAGCUGUUGAGUUACCUUUGACUCAUCAUGAGCUGUACAAACAGAUUGGUAUAGAUCCUCCUCGUGGUGUGUUGCUCUAUGGUCCCCCUGGCACUGGUAAAACCAUGCUUGCUAAGGCUGUUGCAAAUCAUACUACUGCUGCUUUCAUCAGAGUUGUGGGUUCAGAAUUUGUUCAGAAGUAUUUGGGUGAGGGUCCAAGAAUGGUCCGUGAUGUUUUCCGUCUUGCCAAGGAGAAUGCUCCUGCAAUUAUCUUCAUUGAUGAGGUUGAUGCUAUUGCUACCGCUAGGUUUGAUGCCCAAACUGGGGCUGAUAGAGAAGUUCAGCGAAUCCUCAUGGAGCUCCUCAAUCAGAUGGAUGGGUUUGACCAGACAGUGAAUGUUAAGGUCAUAAUGGCAACUAAUCGAGCAGACACUCUGGACCCUGCACUUCUUCGUCCCGGAAGACUUGACCGAAAGAUUGAAUUCCCUUUGCCUGAUCGAAGACAAAAGAGGCUUGUUUUUCAGGUUUGCACUGCUAAGAUGAACUUAAGCGAUGAGGUUGACUUGGAGGACUAUGUUUCUCGGCCAGAUAAAAUUAGUGCUGCUGAGAUUGCUGCUAUUUGUCAAGAAGCUGGGAUGCAUGCUGUUCGCAAGAACCGAUAUGUAAUUCUCCCCAAGGACUUUGAGAAGGGUUAUCGAACCAAUGUGAAGAAGCCUGACACUGACUUCGAGUUUUACAAAUGAUGAAUAAGCGUUGGGAGGAAGUUUGAAUAUUUUAUUGCCUGUGAUUCUGAUAGUGUUUUGUUGUUACAUUUAACCUUAUUUCUUAUCAUUCAUGCCAUAGCCACUGAUAUUACACUCUGCUGGACCUGUUAAAACAGUUAUUACCAUCUCAUCAUAAAUCUGCUUUAUGAUUUUUCACGGUGUAGACAGCAUUGAGGGAAUGUUUUUAAGGGAGAUGAUAUUCUGUGA